Messenger RNA from Perca flavescens (yellow perch), 2581 nucleotides. RefSeq names its product RAS (RAD and GEM)-like GTP binding 2 (gene rem2). The record is from RefSeq and is a predicted model, not a curated record. The transcript is spliced from 5 exons. Bases 350 to 1279 code for a protein of 309 amino acids. Gene Ontology annotation, cellular component: plasma membrane. NCBI's taxonomy places the organism in Eukaryota, Metazoa, Chordata, Actinopteri, Perciformes, Percidae. Gene Ontology annotation, molecular function: GTP binding; GTPase activity; calcium channel regulator activity.
CGUUAUUGUGCUGAUGGCUUUCUUUCUUCCUCUCAUAAGAACUCGCUUCUUAUUCCAAACGGAAACGCAGGUGUAGCGCCGCUUUAUCUCCCCUGUCCAGCCUACUACUACCUAUCCCAGGGUUCUAUGCGCCGCACCUCCCUUUUCAACCCACCAGAGGAGGAUUUUACGCGCCGGUGUGGAAAGAAUAACAUCAUGUUAAAUGAGAUGUGGCGCGUCUCUUUUGUGCACCGUCUGUUACCGCCGCUGUGAAUGUGAUGCCGGGUCUUCGCCCAGCACAGAUGACCUGAACCGGGCGGCGGAGGCGGUUGCAACUACAGCACUUGUUCCAUAAAGAGAAUACUUACCGAUGACCAUGGCUGACCAGUACAAAAUGUUUCUCACCACGGCGCCCCCCCUCCGGCGUGGAAGCACACCCCUGCCUCUCAAACACCAGCUGAGGAGGGAAGAGGCCGUGUCUGAGGACUGUGAUUGGAUCCCGGACAUGGCAGAGCCUGCCACAUUGCCUAUCAGUGACACAGCGGUGCCUCGCAAUGAGUCCUUCAGCCAAUCAACAGCCGCCCAGUCGGCUUACCACAGCCACGGUGGGGCAUUGAGGAUAGUGCUACUGGGACAGAAUGGCGUGGGCAAGACAUCGCUUGCCUUAUCUCUGACCGGGCAGUCGGACAGAUCCCUCUCUAUAGACUCUGAGACCCAAGCAUGUGGUGAGGGCUACGAGAGCUCAGUCACAGUCGACGACGAGGACAGCAAAGUCAUAGUUUUUGACAACUGGAAACAGGACCUGUCCACUCUACAGUGUGAUGUGUGUAUCCUGGUCUUCUCGGUGACUGACAGGCGAAGUUUCCACCGCACCGCCCAGCUCCGCCUCCUCCUCAGGGAGUCCCAGCCACACACACCAAUCAUCCUGGUUGGCAACAAGAGCGACCUUGUCCGCUCCCGUGAAAUCAGCUCAGAGGAGGCCCAAUCCAGUGCCAUGAUGUUCGACUGCCUCUACAUGGAGCUCUCAGCCUCCCUGGACCACGGUACCAACGAGCUGUUGGAGGCCGCAGUUCGGACUGCGAGGGGCGACUGCGUGGGCCCCGGGUGGACCGACGGCGAGCCCGGGGCGGGCCGCAGGGAGAGCCUGACCAGCCGGGCCAAGCGCUUCCUGUCAGGGCUGGUAUCGUAUGGUCGAGAGCGGGACCGCGAUCGGGGACGCUACAGGGAGAUGAGCCGCCACCGGGGCAGCAAGAUCCUCCGCCAGAAGUCUCGCUCCUGCCACGACCUCAGUGCACUGUGAUACACACGCAUACACACUCCCACAUAUGUACACACACACACACACACACACACACACACACACACACACCAGAUUAAAUGACGUGGAGGAGAACAAGAGGGUAAAAUGGAAGAUAGUAGGGAGGAGCAGAUGAGCAUUGGCAGAUUAAGGUCAGAAAAGGAGAGAAGGGAGAGAAAGAAAGAGAAAAAGUUGGAUAGCCUAGAUAGAGCCGAAAUCAGCCUGGGUCGCAGCACUGAACCUUUAUCUUCUACCUAUCAGUGAAACCAACUUUGAAAGAGAAAGAGGCCAGGUUGGAGAGAACAACAGAUAAACAGAUAAUGAAGCGAGCUUGAUUUGCUGCUCCAGUCUGGGUGAAUCAGCGAGCACUUAUUACCUGAUUAGACGAAGAGAGAGAAAAUUUGUAACAGUGGAGAGAGUCACAUCAAGAUGCUGAUUGGACACUAACUGUGGCGAAACGGGAGGGGGGUCACAAAUAAACACACACCCAAGUAGCACCCACUGAUUAUGUAGAGACUGAUAGCGAUCUAAUGUAUAUCUAUUGUGAACCCUGUUUUAUAGCAUGCCGAGUAGACAAUCUAAGACAUGACCCUGUAGGAUUUACAGUUCCAUGACACUGGAUUGACGGUACCUCAGUAGCCAAUAGCUAAUGCACAAUCCAGCUAGUGUCUCUAGCAAUGCCAUCUCAAAGGCAAGACCCUUUAUUUAUAUGGAAAAAAAAAUGCUUCUAGUGUGAGCAUUUUGUAGCCACACUCUUCACAGUGCAUCCACCUUUGUGUCCUGUACUGAUUUUGAAGUGUUUGAUGAUACCACCAAUGGCAUACGUUCAUCUGUGAUUUUUAUACAAGGCUAAAAACAUCAGCGCCCAAGCCAUAUUUCCGCUGAAUGCCUCAUGAGCGAUCAGCACAAAGAACCCUUUACCGAAGGAUGUGGAGUGAAAGUAAAAAGGUCAAAGUGGCUAUGAGGAACUAGACGUGCAGACUGAACUUUUCUUCAAUAGACGCUGAGUCACAGAACACAGGGAUGUUCUUGAAGCACAGGAGGACAAACAAGAGAAAACCUAAUCUACCUUUGAUGUUUUUCAUUUUUUUCUCUUUUUACCCGCUGGCAUUAUUAUGUAUGUUGAGACUGAAUACUGUGGGGGGCUGACCACAAAGGUGACCCAAAAGAGAACGUUCUGGAAACGUUUGGAUAUCUCAUCAAGCGUGGCAGCAUCACUGACACAAGCUCACUUGUUUGUCACAGUAUACUAAGCACUCUCGUCUUUCCAGUGAGAAUAAAUUCAUUUUUGUUUGACAUCCUGAA